AUGGGAUUCAUUUUGAACUCCUUGGGAACUAUUGUCCUAGUCAUAUGUACUACUAUUCAUGCAGCUGCGGCAGACAAACCAGUGAUCAAUCGCCAAAAUGUCGUCCGUCGAUAUAACCCUAUACGCACGAACCUGUCUACCACAACCCCCAUGCAGGUUGGCAACGGUAACUUCGCAUUCGGGGCGGACAUCACAGGUCUGCAGACAUUGCUGCCCUUUAACAUACUAUCUUCCUGGUGUUGGUCUAACGACUCUCUACCGAGAACGCCUGGCCAAACCGAGCCGCCAGACUUUACGGGUCUGGACUGGUGGACGCACAAUCGCCUUGUGAAUUAUGAUAUACCGAACCCGGCCGAGGCAGAGAUCUCACAGUGGCUGAUUGCCAAUCCACAUCGGGUCAACCUUGGCCGGGUUGGGUUUCUAUACAAAGGUGACAGCAUCUCGAUCGAUGAUGUCACUGGAAUGGAGCAGAGUCUUGAUCUGUAUAGCGGAAUUCUGAGUUCGCAGUUUACUCUACAUGGACAAAGGGUUUCCGUUACAACUGCUGGAGACCCAUCCGCUGAUAUCGUCGCUGUUGAUGUGCAAUCAUCGCUGCUGCGGGAUGGCACCUUGGGCGUGUUCUUUGACUACUCAUUGACCACAGGAGUGAACAAGUUCGAGGCGCCAUUUGUGGGCAACUGGACGGCGAUUUCGGACCAUACAACUGUGUUGAAAAAUGUUACAGGAAAGGGGGCUGUUAUUAGCCAUUCACUGGGAGGUACAACGUACUAUAAUACCAUUCAAUGGGAACAGGCGGGCAAUAUGACCGGUCCUUUUAAGGGGACACACCGAUAUCUACUCCAACCUACCGGAGGUACAAAUCAGUUCACAUUUAUUGCGGAGUUUUCAUCAUCUACAAGAACGAGGAUCAAACCAUUCGCAGCUGUCAAAAGGGCCUCCACACGCUGGUGGGCUGAAUACUGGGAAUCCGGGUCAUUUGUAGACCUGACGGAAUCCGGAUCUUCAGAUGCAGACGAGCUACAGCGACGUAUUAUCCUCUCCCAGUACCUGUUAGCCGUGAACAGUGCCGGUAAAGAUCCCCCGCAAGAGUCCGGUCUGCAGAAUAACGGCUGGUACGGCAAAUUCCACCUCGAGAUGGUUUUCUGGCAUCUGGGCCACUGGGCGCGAUGGAAUAAAUGGGAUAUACUAAAUCGCAGCCUGGAUGUGUAUAACCGGUUUCUCCCGUCCUCUACCCAACGUGCCGAAAGGCAAGGAUACGUUGGUGCGCGACUUGGAAAGAUGAGCGACCCAUCCGGGGCAUCCGCGCCUGGGUCGCAAAAUGCGCUACUCAUCUGGCAGCAACCACACCCGAUGUAUUUUGCUGAGCUGGAGUAUCGCUCGUCGCCAAGCGUAGACACCUUGAACAAGUGGGAUCAUCUUCUGCAUGAGCUCGCAACAUGGAUGGUUUCGUAUGCGUGGUGGAACGCGUCUACACAGGUAUAUGACCUCGGCCCACCAAUGUACCCAUCGUCGGAGAAUACGAGUCCUAAUUCAACAUAUAACCCUACCUUCGAGCUGGCCUAUUGGCGCUUUGGUUUGAAGAUUGCCUCGGACUGGAAGACUCGGCAAGGUGUAUCUGUCCCUGAACCUUGGACUCGAGUGCUCAACAACCUUGCGCCACUUCCUAUAGUUCACGGUGCAUACUCUAUUUGUGCUGAUCUGCCGGAUAUGUGGAAUAAGAGCAGCUAUACAUCCGAUCAUCCCAGCCAGAUUGCCGUCUAUGGGCUUCUACCGCCAACCACCGGUGUAGAUCCAUCAACUGUGAAUGCUACCAUGAAUCUCAUCGCCCAAACGUGGAACUUCACAGCCUCCUAUGGAUGGGACUUUCCGAUGCUAGCGAUGACAUCGCUGCGUCUGGGAAAUAUUGAUGAGGCUAUUGAGUAUCUACUACACCCGAACUUCCAGUUUGAUGACGUAGGUAAUCCUGUAGGGACGGUGGUUCCGACUCCGUAUUUCCCAGCCUCCUCAGCGUUGCUGCUUGCCAUUGCGAUGAUGGCUGGAGGGUGGGAUGGUGAAGAGGGGAUCCAUUUUCCGGAGAGCUGGGGUGUGAAGGUUGAGGGCUUUUCGGCGGGGAUGUGA
Aspergillus nomiae NRRL 13137 is the source of this 2118-nucleotide messenger RNA. RefSeq lists its product as uncharacterized. Lineage: Eukaryota; Fungi; Ascomycota; Eurotiomycetes; Eurotiales; Aspergillaceae. The record is from RefSeq and is a predicted model, not a curated record. The transcript has a single exon. Gene Ontology annotation, biological process: carbohydrate metabolic process. Bases 1 to 2118 code for a protein of 705 amino acids.